CGGGCACCCGCCUUGGUCUUGCUGUUCUCAUCGGCAAGCAUCUGCUUCCUCUCAGUCGAGUUCUUCAACUCAAAGCGUUCGCUCCUGUGAAUCUUCUCUGUAUCUGCCAGAUACCCGUUGGCUAUACCCCCGCUCCUCCAACUCAUACCCAAGCACCUCGAUUUUGGCCGGAUACCCUCGUCUAUCGAAUACUGAUUCCCGAACGCCUGCUGUCGACAAGAACUGCUCCGUUUCACCAACGAUAUCUGCAGCUGCAUUGAAGAGAAAGCUCGCCCGUGUCGAACCCAUCUGACAACCCCCGCAUUCUCACGAUUGUCGAUACUUCACAAAAGGACUGCAUAAACUCACAAAAAAAAUCGAAUACCCCCAAAAGCUCAAAAAAAAAGCACUUCGUCUCGCUUUAUCGAAACCCAGUAACCACUUCCCGCCUAUCGUCUGAAUAUCGUACUACCCAGUCAAUAUGGUUCGUCAAAACACCAACGCUACUACCAAGGUCGCUCAGAACCCCUCCCAGUCUGCCCAGCAGCAAUUGAACGCCAAGAAGGCCGCCUUGCCUAACCUCCCUGCCGGCAAGGCUGCUACGCCCUCUAAGGCCGCCUCUCCUACCAGCAAGUCGGCUACUCCUGCUCAGCGCCCUGCCUCCCCUCCUGCCAAGGCUGCUCAAGCCCCUGCCAAGGCCGCUGCUCCCGCCCAGCGCCCCGCUUCUCCCACCAACAAGAUGGCCCAGGCCCCUGCCAAGGCUGCUGCUCCGGUGAAGGCUGCCACUCCAAUGAAGGCUGCUUCCCCUGCCAAGGCUGCUCCUGCUCCUGCCAAGGCUGCUCAGGCUCCUGCCAAGGCCGCCACUCCUGCUCAGCGCCCCGCUUCUCCCACCAACAAGAUGGCCCAGGCCCCUGCCAAGGCUGCUGCUCCGGUGAAGGCUGCCACUCCAAUGAAGGCUGCUUCCCCUGCCAAAGCUGCUCCUGCUCCUGCCAAGGCUGCUCAGGCCCCUGCCAAGGCUGCCACUCCUGCUCAGCGCCCCGCUUCUCCCACCAACAAGGCUGCCCAGGCACAGUCUCCUACCAAGGCCACUUCGCUGAUUCCUUCUCAGCGUUCAGUUUCCCCUACCCCCCAGAAGACACUCGCUAAGCCCGCCCCAAUCAACUCGCGCCCUUCCAGCAAUGCCAGCAGCCAGACCCACAGCCGCCAGUCCAGCAAGUCUCCCAGCAAGUCGCCCAACCGCCAGGAGUCUUCUUCCAACCUCAACCCCGAUCUGUUCUCUCCUCAGUUCUUCACCGAGCCUGCUUCGUACACUGCCAAGCUUAGCCCGGUUACUUCUCCCCACUAUGCCGAUGGCCAUUCUCGCAGCUCGUCAGCCAAGUCUCCAACCCAGGCUGCUGCUCCCGCAAAGACUGCUGCUCCUGCCAAGGCCGCUGCUCCAGUGAAGUCUGCCACUCCUGCCAAGGCUGCUUCCCCUGCCAAGGCUGCUCAGGCUCCUGCCAAGGCUGCUCAGGCUCCUGCCAAGGCUGCCACUCCUGCUCAGCGUCCUGCCUCUCCCACCAAUAAGAUGGCCCAGGCUCCCGCCAAGGCUGCUACUCCGGUGAAGGCAGCCACCCCUGCCAAGGCAGCCACUCCCGCCCAGCGUCCUGCCUCUCCCACCAACAAGAUGGCCCAGGCCCCUGCCAAGGCCGCUGCUCCAGUGAAGGCGGCCACUCCUGCUCCUGCCAAGGCUGCUCAGGCUCCUGCCAAGGCUGCUCAGGCUCCUGCCAAGGCCGCUACUCCCGCUCAGCGCCCCGCUUCUCCCACCAACAAGAUGGCUCAGGCCCCCGCCAAGUCUCCAACUACCUCCCGCACCGUCACACCCGUUCCCAAGGUUUCUGCCAGUGCUCAGGGCCAAAUGAAGGCCCUGGACCAGAAGCUCAAGGCCUCCACCACUCCUUCGUUCCAAAAGCCCACUCCCACCAUCCAGGCCAGAGUUGCUCCGACUUCUGCCGGGCUCGGCUCCAAGGAGGCCACCUCUCCCCAAAACAAGAAGAGCCUGAUCCACACCCCGUCGAACAAGACCAAGUCCGGAGCCUCGAGCCCCUCGAAGGUGGGUCAUCCUCACGAUCUCGAUGACGACGCUGCCCACUCUCCUUCCCGAGACAAGAUUCCUCUCGGCAAGCGUAGAUCCCACCACUUUUAA
Molecule: messenger RNA, 2161 nt
Organism: Polychytrium aggregatum
Lineage: Eukaryota; Fungi; Chytridiomycota; Chytridiomycetes; Polychytriales
Exons: 3
Coding region: 461-2161 (566 amino acids)
Source: RefSeq, a predicted model, not a curated record